Molecule: messenger RNA, 726 nt
Organism: Meyerozyma guilliermondii ATCC 6260
Lineage: Eukaryota; Fungi; Ascomycota; Pichiomycetes; Serinales; Debaryomycetaceae
Gene: ROT1
Product: Rot1p
Exons: 1
Coding region: 1-726 (241 amino acids)
Biological process (GO): 'de novo' protein folding; budding cell apical bud growth
Cellular component (GO): endoplasmic reticulum membrane; endoplasmic reticulum
Source: RefSeq, a predicted model, not a curated record
AUGUGGUCUAUACUCUGGGUUGUGACGACCCUUAUAUCGAUCGUGGCAGCCGAUCCUAAUAUGAAAGAGCUUGCAGGCACGUGGACUUCAAAGCUGAACACAGUUUUCACAGGUCCAGGGUUCUAUGAUCCAGUGGAUGAACUUUUGAUCCAACCAGAUCUUCCAGGAAUUUCAUAUUCUUUCACUGAAGAUGGUCACUAUGAAGAAGCAUUGUACCGCGUGACUUCCAACUCACAAAAUCACUCUUGUGCCACCGCUGUGUUGAUCUACCAGCACGGAACUUAUGAGAUCUUGAAUAACGGCUCGUUGGUGAUGACGCCCAUUGCUGUUGAUGGCAGACAAUUAUUGAGUGAUCCAUGUGGCUAUAGUGAAACCGAAUCUCAGUAUACCAGAUAUGUCCAACCAACAUGGUUUAAGGCCUACUACGUCCAGGUGGACUCGUAUAGUGGAAAAAUGAAGCUUCAAAUCUACCAAUUUGAUGGCUCGUUGAUGCAGCCUUUGUAUUUGGCUUACAGUCCUCCAUUAAUGUUGCCCACAAAAGCAUUGAAUCCCACCGACAAGGCUUCUGAAACCAAGAGUUCACUCAGAAGAAAGGUCAAGAGAUCGUUGGAAAACCAGUACCGAACGACCGCUGUCAAAAGCUUCAACUAUGAAAAGUAUGACAAGUACUGGUGGGCUGCUGUGGGUGUCAUUGGGAUUGCAUCAGCUUCCGUGUUUUUGCAUUAG